Molecule: messenger RNA, 2742 nt
Organism: Neurospora tetrasperma FGSC 2508
Lineage: Eukaryota; Fungi; Ascomycota; Sordariomycetes; Sordariales; Sordariaceae
Product: phosphorus acquisition controlling protein
Exons: 2
Coding region: 218-2608 (796 amino acids)
Biological process (GO): regulation of transcription by RNA polymerase II
Cellular component (GO): RNA polymerase II transcription regulator complex
Molecular function (GO): protein dimerization activity; DNA-binding transcription factor activity, RNA polymerase II-specific; RNA polymerase II transcription regulatory region sequence-specific DNA binding
Source: RefSeq, a predicted model, not a curated record
CCCCAACCGCCUGGCCUUGGCCUCAACGUCCUUCGACUCAAUUGAUCACCCAACAGCCGGUGUCAAAAUUACUGGACUGCCUCCGCCCAAAGCGCCGUACCCGUUCCCGUACCCGCAACCGCACCCGCACCCGUGCCGGACAGCCGGCCGUCCCCGAACCAUCGUCAAUCCGGACUUUGGACAAAGCCUCCCCAGGAGGGCCUAGCCGGCGGGCGUGAUGAACUCCUCAUCGUGGAGUGCCCCGGACCACAGUCACCACCCGGCCCUACACACCGCAGCCGAUGAUGACUUCCACCAGUUCUUGGAUAUAAACGACAUGGGCGAUCUAUCUGACGCCUUGGACUUUGACUUUCGCGACUUUGCGGCCGACCAACAUACCGCCCACCAUGCUGGCCGCCAUGCCGCCGACCAUCUGCUACAUUCGUCGGGGGGAGAGCAUCUGGACACCCCCAUGACUGGUACCGACAUGUCCAUGAUCUUAUCGCCCGUAGACCAUGCCAUGCUCCGACAUGGGGUGCAACAGCAACAGCAACACCAGCAACAUCAGAUGCCCACUAUUACCACGACUGCGCCAUAUCAGAACGCCCCGACGGCCUUGAUACAGCCAUCUACACCCUCAGAGGCCAUCGUCAACACCAUCGAUGCCCAAAUCCAGUUCCUCCAGCAGCAGAAGUUGCAUGCUCAGCACCAGCAACUGCAAGAGCAACAGGCCGCCUACUUCGCUUCUCAACAGAACCACAUAGUUCCUCCUACACCUCAGAGCCUGGAACUCACUGCUGGAUCUAGUCAGAAUUACUAUGCCCAGUCGACACUAUCUGACCAACACCACUCCGGGCCACAGAAACAGCAGCAGCCGCAACAAGCCAUCGACUACAGAUAUACAAGGAUCAAAGAUCAGCAUGAUAUGUCCUUCACCCCGUUGGUAUCACCGGCUGUGACACCGCUGGAGACCCAUUUUCCCAUCGAUACUCCGUUUGCCGUCCCUGGAGCGUACUUCAGCCCCCUUACCUCGCCAGCCUUGCACGCGCAAAAUGACGCUUUGGGUAUCAUUGACCAGAGGCUCGGGAUGAUGAGCGGGAGCUCGCCAAGGGAGAUGGAACUCGAACCACCUGCCAUGUCUCAAGCGAGCGUUAGCCCAGGCGAUUUGGCUAGGAAGACGCGCAAGAACGCAGUGAAGGCCAGGGCAAAGAGCGGCAGUGGCAUCAAACAGUCUCCCAUCUCGAAGCCGAUACGCAGAAAGACGGCCACCACCCCGAUGCUCAACCCCCAAGCUUUGAACCAACUGGUUGAGAAUGCAGCACCAAGUCAGGAACGCCAACACCCUCUUACGCCGCUAAUACCGACCUCGUCUUCGUCCACAGCUGGUGUAACUGACUCUGAGAAUGGGUCCAUCUCCCCCGAAAAUCUCAACGAUGUUGUCUUGCCGGUUGAGAUGCCUCCGCCCCCGCUUCCGAAACCUCGCUCCGCCAAACCGUCCCCUUUUCUGGCACCUCAAGCGAGCGGUAGUGCUGUGCCUAUUAACCUCCAGCCGGGACGGCCUGGAAUUGCCUCUCCCGCAACACCAGCAUCACUGAUGAAACUAAGCUCGCCGAGCAAUCGCAACCCUUCAGUGGUAGGAACCGGCUCUCAUGACCCAAUGGAUCCCGACCACAUUGAGAACUUUGAGCUCCCGGACUCCAUCAACUUCUCGUCCGCACCAAAACCCGCCCCUGUAGUUACCACUCUUGGAACACCGGCUCUCGAUCCUCUCCAAAAGGCCGCCGCGCCUCUACAAACGCCAAGCCUCCCACCACCACCUUCUCCUGUGGUGGCCAAGCCUCUGGCACUUCCUUCCGCUGCUCUUUCCAGUCCACAACUGAAGCCCGAUUCCGCUCAUAGCCUGAAACGGACACCCCAACUUGCACCCAUGGGAAGAAGCAGCAAAAAGCGUGCAAGCGUGACCUCCAUCCAGAUGUCCCCGGCCCUUCGACCCAGGAUCUCGCCCAGCAUCAAGCCUCUGCUACCAGGAGGUUCUGCGGGUGCCGAAGACGCAGCAUCGAUUUUGCUCGCCACCAAAUCCAACUACCAACGCAUCCUCGAGGGCAACACAGUUCCCGGCGUUUCGUAUCCCAGCGAGCUUUCCACGAACCUCACAUCGAAGCGGACGUCGCACAAGAUCGCGGAGCAAGGCAGGAGGAAUAGGAUCAACUCCGCGCUGCAGGAGAUCGCCACGCUUCUCCCCAAAGCUCCUGCGAAGGAGGGGGGAGAUGGGGAUGGAGACGGUCAUAGUAGUAGCGGUGGGGGCGGUGGCAGCGGGGGUGCUGACAGGGAAGAUAAGAGGGAGAAGGAGAAGGACAAGGCUGGAGGGGGGAUACCCAAUAGCAAGGCGAGCACGGUGGAGAUGGCAAUUGAGUAUAUCAAGCAGCUGCAGAAGGAGGUGGCGGACGCGAACAAGAGGGCGGAAGAGGCAGAGAGGAAGUUGGUGGAGAUGAAAAUGCAGGGAGGCGCCGCGAUGGGGUCCGGAUCAUCAGUUGGUGAUGCUGGUGAUUUGGAGGCUCCAACCACGGAGGCUAAUCCGGUCGUGGAUGAGGGCCUGAAGUCUGGCGGUGGUGACGCGAUGGAUGAAUAAGAUAUCAAGAUCGGAUUAAAGAGCCUCCACAAACGCACGAGGUUGUUCUUUAACACGCGAUAACCAAUCUGGCGUGUACAACAGGCGAGUCGGGUGUAUAAGUGGGCAAAAAAGAGAAAGGGUUGGUUGACUUU